AAUCAAGCAGGUCCCCCCGCCUUCCGUUUCAAAAACCCCCAACAAACCUCGCUGGAGUCGUUUUCCUCCUCAAUUAUCCCGCCCUUCGAUCUUCCCCCCAAAACCCUAACGUGCACCUUCUUAUCUCUCUUUCCGAUCUCAUCUUUCUCUCGCUAUGAAUCGAAGGAUUCGGAGCCCAAACGCUAAGCUCUCGGCCUCCCAGAUCGAGGAGCGGCACCACCGGUUCCUAAAGCCCGGCGCCCUUGCGCGCCUCCGAGACUCCAGGAUCAGCACUGUAAGAUCGCCCCGAUCCCUCUCCCACCCCCGCCUAUCGCCCCCGUCCUUCCCCUCCUCUGCUUCGCCGCCCGCUGCUGCUCACGACUAUGGAAUUCCUUUCUUUGCCGCUCGGGCCCGCGGCCCGCGGUUCCCGCAGCGGAAGAAGCUCGCCGCCGCCAAGUCGAUCUUCUUCGCUCCCUCGAGCCCGGAGUUCAACGAGUUCUUCUUGGACGCCUUCGGCACUGAUAUGGUUGCUGCUCAUUAAGCUAGAAGGGUUUCCGCUGUGGAUCUUCUUUCCUUCCGAUCGUUUGGUUCGGAUGUGCGUUGGGUUUGAUAGAUCGAGACUUAAUAACAGCAGAAGUUGUGGUCUAGGGUAAUUCUGUGUAGAUCUGAUGUGGGAAAUGUAGAACAUUUUUUCUUAAAAAGAGCUAACCUUUGUUCUCAUUCUAUAGGUGGAUUACAUCAUGGCUUAUUAUUACUUCAUGCUAAACAAGUUUCUGGUUCUGGUGAUGUUUGUUAGAAACUAUGUGCCUUUACUAGGCUUUUAAAUCUGCAAAGUUGAGCCGAUUUGAUGGA
Messenger RNA from Musa acuminata AAA Group (dessert banana), 831 nucleotides. RefSeq lists its product as uncharacterized. The transcript has a single exon. NCBI's taxonomy places the organism in Eukaryota, Viridiplantae, Streptophyta, Magnoliopsida, Zingiberales, Musaceae. The record is from RefSeq and is a predicted model, not a curated record. The coding region runs from base 155 to 520 and encodes 121 amino acids.